Molecule: messenger RNA, 537 nt
Organism: Alternaria incomplexa
Lineage: Eukaryota; Fungi; Ascomycota; Dothideomycetes; Pleosporales; Pleosporaceae
Exons: 2
Coding region: 1-537 (178 amino acids)
Source: RefSeq, a predicted model, not a curated record
AUGAACAACUCGACAUGUCCAGAGGGGCAACUAGAGCCAGCGUUCUGGGACCGACCCGACCAAUACUACUACUUCCAUGACCUGAACGUUGCGCUUUCGUCCACUGUUCCUGCGCCCACGGCAUUUUCAACUGCUGUCAGCACAUCUGCGCCCGCCAGUGAUACGCCUACAGCCACAGCUUCCGCCAGUUCCGAAGGAGUCUCUGGCGGGGUCAUUGGAGGUGCCGUUGGAGGCUCACUCGCUGGUCUCAUUAUCAUCGCCGCAGUCGUGUUCUUCCUGUUUCGCCGCCGGCGCAACAAGAAAGCCAAUGCCGAAGCAGAGGCAGCCAAUGGCCAGGUGAUACCAAAAGCCGAACUGGCAUCGCCUACAACAACAACUGGUCUCGCUCCGUCAAACGGAUUCUCACAGCUUGAGUCGCCAGAGUACACUCCGAAAGUAGCGCAGGGACAGUCCGCCGAUGAGACGUCGAAGCAGCGCGAAGAUCGCUCGGGUGCCACUAGCGAUGAGAAAGCGGCAGCUGUGAACGCGCAAACGUAA